GCCGACAAAAUGUCGUGAAUGAGGAGCACGGGUGUGGGGAGUUUAAGUAAAUGCCUGAUUUGAAUCUCUGAGAGAACCAGACUGCUUUCCAGUAAUCGAUCACUUUCCGCUCCUAUGGCCGCCUGAUUAAUAUUCGCCUCUGAGGGAUCAUAGGUUUGUAGCGCUGGUCUUUCGCGGCAGGUUUCGUAUCAGGCAUUGCAUUGGACGUCCCCGGACCAGCGGUCCUCGAGCUCCUGAAGAUUGACGGGGGUCUGCAGGGAUGGCGGCCGGGCAGGGUGGGUGGCUGUGGCCCGCUCUCGGGCUGCGCUUGCUGCUGGCGACUGCGUUUCAAGCGGUGUCCACUCUUGGGGCUGAGUUGUCAUCAGAGGCAUGCAGAGAGUUGGGUUUCUCCAGCAACUUGCUCUGCAGCUCUUGUGAUCUUCUCGGACAGUUUAACCUGCUUCAGCUGGACCCUGUUUGCAGAGGGUGCUGUCAGGAAGAAGCACAAUUUGAAACCAAAAAGCUGUAUGCCGGAGCUAUCCUUGAAGUCUGUGGAUGAAAAUUGGGGAGGUUCCCUCAAGUCCAAGCUUUUGUCAGAAGUGAUAAGCCCAAACUGUUCAGAGGUCUACAGAUCAAGUACGUUCGCGGUUCAGACCCUGUCCUAAAGCUUUUGGACGACAACGGGAACAUUGCUGAAGAACUGAGCAUCCUCAAGUGGAACACGGACAGUGUGGAAGAGUUUCUCAGCGAGAAGUUGGAACGCAUAUAAACCUUGCUUGCUUGUUCUUUUCUUACUCAUCCAAUCAACUAUCACAGCACCUAGAGAAUAAUUUAGUUUUGCAUGCUUACAUUGAUCAGUCUUUUUAUGUACGCCAUUAAUCUUCUAAUUAGAAGUUGAAGUAACAACACAGCCCAUGAUAUGUAAGGAGCUGGCAAGCUUAACAAAAUCCUUUCUUAGAAAUUUCUAUUCUUCUGAAUUAGUUGAUAUCACUAAUGAAAUGCUUUGUAAGAGGGUUCUGGUUAAUUAUGCAAAUACGAACUUGUACUAAUUGGCCCAGUUUUAUAAACAACAGAAUCUUAAAUAAGGGAGUUAAUAAAGGAGAUGCCUCCUCUGCUGUCCCUUCUGAAGGUGGCUGCCAGAAAACUACAAAGCACGUAAGACGUACUGAGCCUCAGCAACACGGCUGCUCCUCAGCGCACUCAGAUCUUUUGUACUGCCCGGCUUUCCUUUUAGUAGAAGUGUUUGUGCCAUAUAAAAUUUUUGUAGCCUAAUUGUUGUGGAACAGAUUGAAGAUCUACAGUAAGAAUGUAACACUCAUAAAGGUUUGCAUUAAUGAGGAUUACACAGAAAACCUUUGUUAAGGAUUUGUGUAGAUCUGAUAAUUGGCAAAUUUUUAUGUUUUUAAAUAUUCUUACAAAAGAAUUCCAUUGAAGAAUGUUUACUUAUAUGAUCAAAAUAUAAAUAAAAACUUCCAAAAAUGUUUGAAUUUGAAA
Molecule: messenger RNA, 1473 nt
Organism: Arvicola amphibius (Eurasian water vole)
Lineage: Eukaryota; Metazoa; Chordata; Mammalia; Rodentia; Cricetidae
Gene: Selenof
Product: selenoprotein F
Exons: 5
Cellular component (GO): endoplasmic reticulum lumen
Molecular function (GO): oxidoreductase activity
Source: RefSeq, a predicted model, not a curated record